CUUCCAACUGGAGCCUCCUGUUCGCAGCUUCUCUUCGGCAACAGGAAGUUAAUACAACACCAAAAACAGUGCGAUGGCAGACUUCAGGAAGAAGAAACUGAUGUACGUCUUCCACGUAUUCUUUGAUGUCAACAGGAGCGGCACGAUUGACAAGAAGGAUUUUGAGAUGGCCAUUGAGAAAAUCUGCCGCAGCCGCGGCUGGGCCGAGGGCAGCGCGGAGCAGCAGAAGACACGGGGCGCCCUGCUGGAGGUGUGGCAGGCUCUGCAGCAGAGAGCGGACGCUGACAGCGACGGGGAGGUGAGCGAGGCGGAGUGGAUCCAGAUGUGGGACGACUUCGCCAAGGGCGGCGACUCGGCGCUCCAGUGGCAGAGCCGCUACCGGGACUUCAUGUUCCAGCACGUCGACGCCUCAGGUGACGGGAGUAUCGACCUGGACGAGUUCGUCAAAGUCUACACCAGCUACGGCAUCUCAGCAGACGAGUGCAAGAACGCCUUCAGCAAGUUCACCAACAAUCAGACUGUGAAGGUUACACCGCAAGUCUUCGAGAAGCUGUGGAGGGAAUUCUUCUCUUCAACGGACCCUCAAGCUCCAGGAAACUUCAUCUUUGGCAAAACUUCAUUCGAUUAG
Molecule: messenger RNA, 628 nt
Organism: Schistocerca serialis cubense
Lineage: Eukaryota; Metazoa; Arthropoda; Insecta; Orthoptera; Acrididae
Product: calexcitin-2-like
Exons: 7
Coding region: 74-628 (184 amino acids)
Molecular function (GO): calcium ion binding
Source: RefSeq, a predicted model, not a curated record